Messenger RNA from Condylostylus longicornis, 1533 nucleotides. RefSeq lists its product as uncharacterized. The record is from RefSeq and is a predicted model, not a curated record. The transcript has 4 exons. The coding region runs from base 1 to 1533 and encodes 510 amino acids. Lineage: Eukaryota; Metazoa; Arthropoda; Insecta; Diptera; Dolichopodidae.
AUGCAUAAAAAAAGAUGUUUUUUAAGAUAUGCUUUGGAAAAAAAGAAUUUAGAAUCUGAAGCAAUGAAACUUUAUAUGGAAUGGAAUUUAUCAAAUCAUGCAAUUCUUGUACUUUCGGAAUGUUGCAUAAAUUCGAUAGAAAUUUUAAAAAUGAUUCACAGCCAUGAUAUUGAUGAAAUAUUUAAUACCAGACAACUGAUAGGUGAUAAAAUAAAAUUUCGUUAUAAUUUACAAAAGUGGCGCAUACAAAAUAAAUUUGAAUCAUUAACAUGUACAGAUAAUAGCACGACUUCAAUAAAUACAGCAGUAGAACACUUUCCAAAUAAUUCAUUUGUAGAAAAAGAACCACAAAUUGACCCUCCUAACUUAGAUGUAAGAAAGAUUUUGUCUAAAACAUUGGCUGGUAAUGAUAUCUUAACCAAAUUUGAAUACAAAAAACAUUUAACUGAAAUUGAUCAAACAGCGAUUGUUAGAAUAAUUGUAGAUCAUUAUCUAUAUAAGGAACACAGUAUGGAUUCAGUUACUAUGAAAAAUGUUGCUAAAGAAAUUAUAGAAGUUUUUCCAUCAGAAAAUGAAUCAACAUAUUAUAUACCAAGGGGUCGAAAUAAGCGCCCAUCGGGUAAACUAUACGAUAGAUAUUUAAAUGCUAAAUAUAAGCGGAAACUAAAAACUUUAAGAAAUCAUUCAGAAAAGAAAUCAAGAAAAUCAACAGAAAAUACCAACAAGCAUACUGAUAGCACUCCGGAGUACAAUGAUUUUCAGACAAAGAAACAAUUUUUAUUGUAUAAUACACCUUCAGAUAUUGAAAUUUUAUGGAAAGAAACUUCAUUUUUGCGAAUGCAAGAAAAUAAAGACUCUUGGACAAAUUUUAUAAAUGACUGGCCUAGAUAUAAAGACCCUAAUGGAUAUGAGCUAAUUAAAAUAGAUUUUGAAACAAUUCAUCCUGGAAAAUAUAAUAAAUUAUUUGAAAAAAUACAAGAUUUUGAACAAAAAAUGGAUAAAGUCUUUUUCUCUUCUGGAAUCAAAGACAAAUUGAAUUAUCAAAAUUAUCAAGAAAUGAAAUUAAAGGACAUUUCAAAAGAUUCGAGACAUUUUCAUUUUUUCAAUUUAUUACACACAGUAAUUCCACCACCGCGUAUUAACAAAAACACGAAACCUUCGAUAGCAGAUGCCCAGCUUGACAUGAUUUCACUAAUAACUAAUUUAGAAAAUUUCAAACAAGAAGACAAUGAUCUUGCAGAACUAACAAUAAAUGAAAAUUUGACUGUUUAUCCCCAGGUUUUGGUGAUUGGAGAAUCAGUUCAAACUAUAAAUGAGUUCUUUGUGUCUAUUAGUGGAAUACGUUAUAAAGUACCAAAUUUAUUAAGUGCCAUUGAUUUAAUAAUGAAAAUAUAUUUUGUAUUUAAUUUAAAUUAUUCUAAAACGAGUAAAUACGUAUUAAUGUUUCUGCAGGAAUUAAUUUAUGAAAUUCCAUGCGAAGAAAAUAUUCCAAAAAUUAAAAAUUGUAUUACCAGACUAAAAAAUUUUAAAUAA